Messenger RNA from Sorghum bicolor (sorghum), 2629 nucleotides. RefSeq names its product endo-1,4-beta-xylanase A. Gene Ontology annotation, biological process: carbohydrate metabolic process. NCBI's taxonomy places the organism in Eukaryota, Viridiplantae, Streptophyta, Magnoliopsida, Poales, Poaceae. The transcript has 3 exons. The record is from RefSeq and is a predicted model, not a curated record. Bases 106 to 2352 code for a protein of 748 amino acids. Gene Ontology annotation, molecular function: hydrolase activity, hydrolyzing O-glycosyl compounds.
AUCAGCAGAUCAUUAACCAGCCAGCUCGAGUAACCAACUGGUAGCAGAUCAAGUCGUAGUAAGCUCGAUCGGUCGGCGCUCGAGACUUCACUGCGAUAUAUAACAAUGGCGGCGAUCGGCGGCGACGACGCGGCGGGGCUCGUCGUGGUGGUUGGCGACGGCGCCGGCGACGACAACAUCAUCCUGAACCCGGAGUUCGACGACGGGCUUGACAACUGGGCCGGGAACGGGUGCAAGAUCGAGCUGCACGACUCGCUGGACGACGGCAAGGUGCUCCCGGCCAACGGCAAGUACUUCGUGGCCGCCACGGGGCGGACCGACACGUGGAACGGCGUGCAGCAGGACGUCACGGCGCGCCUCCAGCGCAAGCUGCUCUACGAGGCCACGGCCACCGUGCGCCUCCACUCGUCGGCGGCGGCCGUGGCGCCGUGCGAGGUGCGCGCCACGCUCGGCGUGCAGACUGCCGACGGCAGGCAGCAGUACCUCGGCAUCGGCAAGUCGCAGGUGUCGGACAAGGAGUGGGUGCAGCUGCAAGGGAAGAUCCUGCUCAACAGCACGGUGGCCAAGGCGUCCAUCUACAUCGAAGGGCCGCCGGCCGGCGUCGACGUGCUGCUCGACAGCUUGGUGGUGAAGCACGCGCAGAAGGCACCGCCGGCGCCGGCACCGGACUUCGAGAAUCUUGAGUACGGCGCCAACAUCAUCCAGAACUGCAACCUGGACGACGGGCUGAACGGGUGGUUCCCGCUGGGCCCGUGCACGCUGUCCGUCCACGACGGCGGGCCGCGGGUGCUGCCGCCCAUGGCGCAGGACUCCCUGGCGCUGGGCGACGAGCCGCUCAACGGCAAGCACAUCCACGUCACCAACCGCACGCAGACGUGGAUGGGCCCCGCGCAGAUCAUCACCGACAAGCUCACGCUCUACGCCACGUACCAGGUCUCCGCCUGGGUCCGCGUCGGCGGCGCGGCGGCGCCGCAGACCAUCAACAUCGCCUUCGCCGUCGACAGCCAGUGGAUCAACGGCGGCCAGGUCAUGGCGCGCGACGAGCGCUGGUACGAGGUCGGCGGAGCGCUCCGCGUCGAGACGAAGCCGGCGUCGCGCGUCAUGGUGUACGUCCAGGGCCCCGACGCCGGCGUCGACCUCAUGGUCGCGGGGCUCCAGGUGUUCCCGGUCGACCGGAAGGCCCGCGUCAAGCACCUGAGGCGGCUCACCGACAAGGUGCGCAAGCGGGACGUGGUGCUCAAGGUGACGACGGGCGCCGACGGGGCCGCCGCCGCCGUCAAGGACGCCGCCGACGGCGUGGAGGUGCGCGUGCGCCAGGUGUCCAACAGCUUCCCGCUGGGCGCCUGCAUCAUGCGCACCAACAUGGACAACGAGGACUUCGUCGACUUCUUCACCAAGAACUUCAACUGGGCGGUGUUCGGCAACGAGCUCAAGUGGUACUGGACGGAGCCGCAGCGCGGGCAGAUGAACUACGCCGACGCCGACGACCUCCUCCGCCUCUGCUCCGACCACGGCAUGUGCGUGCGCGGGCACUGCAUCUUCUGGGAGGUGGACAGCGCCGUGCAGCAGUGGGUGAAGACGCUGUCCACCGACGACCUGUCCGCCGCCGUGAGCAGCCGCAUCAACGGGCUGCUCACCCGGUACAAGGGCAAGUUCAAGCACUACGACGUCAACAACGAGAUGCUGCACGGGUCCUUCUACCAGGACAAGCUCGGCAAGGACAUCCGCGCCGCCAUGUUCAAGACGGCCAGCGAGCUCGACCCGGACGCGCUGCUCUUCGUCAACGACUACAACGUGGAGGGCAUGUGCGACACCCACGCCACGCCGGAGGCCUACAUCCAGCAGAUCGUCGGGCUGCAGGAGCAGGGCGCGCCGGUGGGCGGCGUCGGGCUGCAGGGCCACGUCAGCAACCCGGUGGGGCCGGUGAUCCGCUCCGUGCUCGACCGGCUCGCCGUGCUCGGCCUGCCGAUCUGGUUCACGGAGGUGGACGUGUCGUCGGCGAACGAGCACGUGCGCGCCGACGACCUGGAGGUGAUGCUGCGGGAGGCGUACGCGCACCCGGCCGUGGAGGGCGUCAUGCUCUGGGGGUUCUGGGAGCUCUUCAUGAGCCGCGACGACGCGCACCUCGUCGACGCCGAGGGGCAGGUCAACGAGGCAGGCCGCCGGCUGCUGCAGCUCAAGCGCGAGUGGCUCACGCACUCGCACGGCCACGCCGACGAGAACGGCGAGUACAAGUUCCGCGGCCACCACGGCGAGUACCACGUCGACGUGACCACCCCCACCGGCAAGGUCUCCCAGACAUUCACCGUCGACAAGGACGACGCGCCCCUGGUGCUCAACAUUAAAGUGUGACAGCAGUGCGUGCACGUUCAAAUCAUGCAUAUAUAUAUGGCGGGAAAUACGGUGCCUAUAUAUGGCGGGAAAUCCGGAAAUAAUAUUUAUUUUACUCGAUCCCAUCCGGGUAACUACUCUCAUGAGAGGAAUAAGGGCCUGAUCAAAUUGAUCUAUAUGUAUGUAUCUUUAUUAUCGACUCGAUCGUGGUAUUUAUAUAUGCACAUGCAAGCUGUAUGUAUCACAAGUUCACAACAAAUACAAAAACGGGAAUGAAUGGCUACAUAUUGUUUUUUCU